Molecule: messenger RNA, 483 nt
Organism: Prunus mume (Japanese apricot)
Lineage: Eukaryota; Viridiplantae; Streptophyta; Magnoliopsida; Rosales; Rosaceae
Source: RefSeq, a predicted model, not a curated record
AUGCAAGCCCUGCUUAUCAGUGGAGGAGAGCAAUGCAUUGGAUUUGCCAUCAAUGGAAGUGAGUUUGAAAAGCCAGAGAAUAAUCCAGCCAUCACUUGUGACUGUACUUAUGACAAAAAUACUACCUGCCACAUCACCAAACUUCGAGUUCAUGCUCUGGACAAACGAGGGGUGUUUCCAAAAGAAUUUGAGGCUUUAAGAUAUCUGGCCGUUUUGUAUGAAGUUUUUCCAACUCCCUUCUCAUAUAAAAGACACAGGAAACUUGAUCUGAACUAUUUCACCGGUCCCCUACCAGCAUUCAUCGGCAAUAUGUCUGCGUUGAAAGUAUUUUACAUGGACAGCUGUGGAUUCGGUGGAGAAAUUCCUUCAACAUUUGCUAAGCUCAUCAACAUGAAAAUCCUCUAUGCAUCAGACAAUCCUUUCUCAGGAAAGAUACCUGCUUUCACUGGGGAUUGGAGAAAACUGAGAUGGGCGAAUCAGUGA